AUGAAUACGAAUAGUCUAAGUAAUCGUCAUAAGAGUCCUGUAAAACUAUUUGAAGUCCGGCUUUACAAUGCUGAAGCGAAUGUAAUCGUACUGUACGGCGAUUCACUUGACUCGGCUGCUAGGAUCUCAGGUGUCGUAGUUCUUUCCAUCGCUCAGCCCAUUCGGAUACGAAAUAUAAAACUUCGCCUUGCUGGUAGAUCUUUUGUUUGCUGGUCCGACGAAUCCAAGAGUAGUUCAAAUGGAGGCAAUAAAAUCCGACGUCAAGUGAAUCAGAUUCUGGAUAGACAAUGGUCAUUUCUGUCGGGAGAUGGCAACAAGACAAUUCAAGACGGUAAUUACGAAUAUCCGUUUGAUUACCAACUUCCACCAGAUAUUCCUGAGUCUAUUGAAAGAGUCCCAGGAUGUCAUAUUAUAUAUACUCUGACAGCCUGCUUAGAAAGAGCAACAAUCCCUUCUACUAAUUUGGAGUCUGCGCUGCAAUUUCGUGUCGUCCGAACCAUCCCUCCUAAUAGUCUCGAUCUCAUGCACUCUGUAAGUGUUAGCGAUAUAUGGCCGUCUAAAGUCAAUUAUGAAACGAGCAUUCCUUCAAAGAUAUAUGCAAUUGGCUCUGAAAUUCCAAUUAAUUUUAAAUUGUAUCCUCUUUUAAAAGGACUCGAUAUCGGGAAGGUGACAAUUGUCUUAAAGGAAUACUGUUCUCUGUUUAUAAAUUCCAAAACAUUUUCUUCUACUAGCCGGAAAGACUUCAAACGUGUUUUAGCUAAAAAGACUGUACCCGGCCUUGCAAUGAUUGACGACUGUUGGCAAGAUCAAAUUAAAAUUCCAAUUCCUGAAUCUUUGGGUGACUGUACACAAGAUUGUGAUUUGAAUUGUAUACGCGUUCAUCAUAAACUUCGUCUUUCCAUCUCUCUAUUAAAUCCUGAUGGUCAUAUAUCUGAACUUCGCAACUCUUUACCCUUAUCUUUAGUAAUUUCACCGGUUAUGUUCGGUGCUAGAAGGUCUGAGGGUCUUUUUACAGGAGAUCAUGCGUCUUAUGUAAACGAAAAUGUCUUGCCUAGUUACGAUCGCCAUAUUUUUGAUGUUCUUUGGGAUGCCGUUCCUCCCGAAAGCGCUCCCGUGCUUAGUGAGUUUACUACACCUAACACUAGUCGGCGAAAUUCUUCGGAUUAUGGACCGGCUAGUCCCGUUCUUAGUAUCAACACGAACACAAAGUCGUUUUCAAACACCCAGUCCGUAUCUUCUCCUUCUUUAGGAUCUCAACCGAGCUUUUAUAUCGAAAACUCAACUCAAUCUCCCUCUGAUAGAACUGAAUUUCUAUCACCUAUAACAUCUCCAAUGGCGCCAUUUUCCGGUGCCUGUCGUAGAGCUGCUCGUUCUAGAGCCAAUAGUACCUCUUCAUCGUUUGGUGGUUCUCAAAUACAAGGCUUACAGCCUGAGAAUUCUUUCUUGGGUUCAACAUCUCCUAACCGCACGCUACCUGUGCGUAGUGUGUCUACCCUAAGUUUACAAGAGUUAGGUAAAUUACCUCCUUACUAUGAAGCACAUUCAGCUUUCUCAAAUGUACUCCCUCUUGACGGACUUCCUCAUUAUGAACAGGCUACAAAGCCGUUAAGUCCGACCCCUUCUCUUCAUGGCAGUCAAGCUUCGACUAUCAUUGCAACACCUACACCUACUGUGCGUGUCUCACCAAUAGAAACUCCUACUCGAAGUCCACCUCGUCCGGUUACAGUAAUAAAAAGUAAGUCCUCUGGCAAUUUGACACACCACGGGCUUCACUGA
This is a messenger RNA of Schizosaccharomyces osmophilus, 1776 nucleotides long. It is a transcript of the gene aly3, whose product is annotated as arrestin-related substrate adaptor Aly3. The transcript is spliced from 3 exons. Gene Ontology annotation, biological process: ubiquitin-dependent endocytosis. Gene Ontology annotation, molecular function: ubiquitin protein ligase binding; protein-macromolecule adaptor activity. Lineage: Eukaryota; Fungi; Ascomycota; Schizosaccharomycetes; Schizosaccharomycetales; Schizosaccharomycetaceae. Gene Ontology annotation, cellular component: cytosol; plasma membrane; cytoplasm. Bases 1 to 1776 code for a protein of 591 amino acids. The record is from RefSeq and is a predicted model, not a curated record.